AUGUCACCUCAAUCUGACCCCGUCUCGUUUCAGCCGGAGGCCGUUUCAUCUCAAUCCGAGCCCGUGUCAUCUCAAGUCCCGGCCGUGUCAGAUUGGGACGCGUUUGAAACGCAGUUGAGGCGAGAGGCAGAUGAGGAGCCUAUCAUAGAGGUCAACGCCACCACUCUCAACCGCCUCUUUGAGCUUCUCACCGCUUCCAACCCGACAGCACUCACUUCUCCACCCGCAACUCCCUCCGCUACUCCCUCAUCCUCCUUCCACUCCACAACCCCUUCCCCGUCGCUUCCCUUCCCCCAUCCGCACACCUCCCCUUCUCCCCCCACAUCCACCCACUCCGCCUCGGAAUCCAAGCCAACCCCUUCUGAACCACCCCACACCUGCCCUAGCCAAACCGGCCACCAAGGAACAUGCGACAGCGGGAGUAACACCGCUACCACCAGCAGCACCGGCUCCAGCACCGGCAGCAGCAGCAGCAGCAGGAGCAAGAGCAGGGGCAGCAGGAGCGGUGCGGCAAACCGUGCUUCUGUAGUGUGCCGUGCAGCGUGUGUGCUGGUAUACACGGACUGGUGCCCCUUCUCCUCGCAGCUGCGCGUACUCCUCUCAUCCACUGCGCCACUCUUCCCCCACAUACUGCACGUGGCCAUCGACAAGAAAGAGCUCCGACCCAGCGUUCUUUCGCGCAUGGGCGUGUACAGUGUGCCGGCUCUCUUUCUGCAGAACUCCACCACUCGGAUCCGCUACCGGGGCCCACGCACUGCCGCACACCUCUCCGAAUACAUUUCAGCAUUUACUCGCUGUCCCACAAGCUCCCCUUUCUCUCCCCUGCAGCCGUCCCCCAACCCCUUCGCCACUGACUCUUCACCUCUCAGUCUAUGGUUUGGCUGGGAUCAACCUGCUUCUGCAGUCACCUGGGGCUCCAAGCGCGCUGGAUCCGACUCACCUUCCCCUGCCGCUGACUCAGCACAAGCUGCUGCUGACUCAUCGCAAGCUGGCGCCAGCACAGGCGCAAGCAUACAUGCAGAAGCGGAAGGCGGAGCAGUGGAUGAGGCAGGCACAGCAGGUGAAGAAGCCAAGCCAUUCCUGCAUGGGGUAGCAUCCAGUUUCCACAUGUGUCCGUACAUGGCUGCUUUGGAAGACUCCAAGCGGCAAACCAGGCACCUCCAGCAGCAGCAGUGGUGGCAGCAGGGGGGGGAAUUGGGUGUGGUUCGGGGAGGAAAAGGUGCAAGAGGCGAAGGGAGGAGGGGGGUUGUGUGCCCCUAUGCGUGGGCCAUUCGUCCUGAGUCUCUCCUUUCAGAGUCCUUCUGCCUGUGGUUCUCUGGAGUGUUUCUCAUGGGGCGAUGCCUGGCGGAAGUGGAGGUGCUGGAUGAUAUGCUGGACGAGGGGGAGGACGGGGUGAACCCCAACCCGUUCUACGAAGACCCCUCGCACGCCCCUGAGCCCACCGCCACCAAGGAGGACGAGGCAGAGGACGAGGAGGAAGGGCUUGCAAGGGAGGAGGAUGUGGUGGGUGCUGCUGCCGAGGAAGGGGAUGUGAUGGCUCCGGAUGAGGAGGGGGAUGAGGCAGAUGCAGAGAUGGGAGGUGCGGACGAGUGGAGUGUGGAUGGAGACGACUGGUGGGCAGCAGGCUGCUAUGAGGGAGAGGAAGUGGAGGAGUGGGUUGCAGGUGAGGAUGAGUGA
Closterium sp. Naga37s-1 is the source of this 1677-nucleotide messenger RNA. NCBI's taxonomy places the organism in Eukaryota, Viridiplantae, Streptophyta, Zygnematophyceae, Desmidiales, Closteriaceae. The record is from the annotation of a GenBank genome assembly.